ACACAUGUUUUGCUUUUUUUCACUGCAGCAACACGUGUUUUUCUUUUUUUCUCCAAAAUUGUUUUAUCUUUCCAUUUAUCUCUUUGCAGUGCACACGGGAACCUUGGAGAAUUCUAAAAUACAAAAAAAAACCGGAAGUUGAGAUUUUUUUUAUUGUUCUUUGCAUUUCUUUUGCACGUUUUCUAGAAGUUUUUGACUCACUUUGGUGGUGUUGAUUUCAUGGCCACCUCUUAGUCCCAGCAUCGCUGCGUUUUUGUGGAAUUUUGCAAUUUGGAUUAAUGGGUUUCGACAUUUGCGUUCUGAAUGGUUCGUGCACUCACGAAUACGUGACCACUUGCAGCUAAAACAUUGACCUCCUGUGAUCAUUUGAAGGAAUGUGUAGUCGUGAAUCAAUUGUGUUGCUGUUUGCUGGAAAGUGGUCACUCUGAGUUUUAGAUGCUAUUGUCUUUGCUGUGAAGUUAUUUUAUUUGGUCCUGAUUGUAUUUCAGGAACUCAAGGUCACCUUCCCCAUGCUUGAAAGUUGAGGAUCUUGCCCGUUUGCAAUUUCAGACAACUCCUAUCUAUAUUGAUGUAGAUGAUGGGAGAACCAAGGUCACAAAUGAAAGAUUGCUUCAGGGUUAUCUUGUGGUUCCCUGUGCCAAGCGAUUUAUUGUUCUCUAUUCCUUUUUGAAGAGACACCAGUCAAAAAAAGUGAUGGUUGUUUUCUCUUCAUGCAACUCACUCAAAUUUAUUUUUUUCUCUUCGUGUUAUUGUUGCUGUUGCGCUAGAUUCAAUUGUUUCAGGUUUGUGCUUUCGCCCCUGCUGUGCUGGAUUCAAUUGUCACAUUUGGAUUCGAUUGUUUCAACCCCUUUCAGAUUUGCAAGACACAUCAUGUAGUUAUUUGUAGUUCUAUGUUCCUCAGUUUUUAAAAUACACCAGUGACAGGGCAUCCUGGGAAACAAACAAGCAUGCCUCCAAUCUAUUCACUGUCUAGGAAAACUCCAAUGAAAAAAUUCUUCAUUCUCUGUUUGAUAUACUCUCUCUUCAAUGCUUGUGUUUUGAACACUUCAUACUUACUUCCAUUACUAUGAUUUGGUGCAUAGAAAGCCUCUAAAUAUGGCAGCCACAAGCACGGAUAAGUUGGAGGCAGGAACGGUUUCAAGUUAUGACAGGAAAAGUGAAAUCAAGGCAUUUGAUGAUUCAAAGACUGGUGUCCAAGGACUGGUAGAAAAUGGUGUAACAAAAGUUCCACUUAUGUUCUAUUGUGAAAACUCUAAUCUCAAUGAUGGCAUAACCAGUGCAUCAAAUUCAAAGAUCAGCAUCCCCAUAAUUGACCUCACAGUCAUCCAUGAUGAUCCUAUUUUGAGAGAUCAUGUUGUGGGAAAAGUUAGAUAUGCAUGUGAGAAGUGGGGCUUCUUUCAGGUUAUAAAUCAUGGAAUUCCAACUCAUGUUUUGGAUGAGAUGAUCAAAGGAACUUGCAGGUUUCACCACCAAGAUGCAAAGGCGAGGAAAGAGUACUACACUCGCAAAGUAAGCCGAAAAGUUGCUUAUCUUUCCAAUUAUACUCUUUUUUAAGACCCUUCUGCUGAUUGGAGGGAUACACUUGCAUUUUCCUUGGCACCUCAUCCACCCGAAGCUGAAGAAUUUCCUACAGUUUGUAGAUUAUAGCCCCAAGCGGCAUAUGAGGUGGAUAUCCUUUGGUAUAUAGUUGAGGUUAAUUUCACUGCCACUGCCUACAAAUCGACCAAAUAGCAUUGACCCUGCAUUGAAAAUGUCUGGUAGAUUUGAUAGUGAAAUUGAUAUUGGUGUUCCUGAUGAAGUUGGAAGACUUGAAGUCCUUCGCGUACAUACCAAAAACAUGAAGCUUUCAGAUGCUGUUGAUCUAGAGAGAAUUGCAAAAGAUACUCAUGGAUAUGUUGAUGCUGACCUUACUGCCCUUUGCACUGAAGCUGCUCUUCAAUGCAUCAGGGAGAAGAUGGAUGUCAUUGAUUUGGAAGAUGAGAGUAUUGAUGCUGAAGUGCUGAAUUCUAUGGCAGUUUCAAAUGAGCAUUUCCAUACUGCUCUGGGAACAAGCAAUCCAUUUGCUUUACGAGAAACUGUUGUUGAGGUGCCUAAGGUCAGCGGGGAGGAUAUUGGAGGCCUUGAGAAUGUCAAGCGUGAGCUGCAAGAGACUGUUCAAUAUCCUGUGGAGCACCUAGAAAAAUUUGAGAAGUUUGGUAUGUCACCAUUAAAAGGGGUUCUCUUCUAUGGUCCUCCAGGAUGUGGAAAAACUUUGUUGGCCAAAGCAAUUGCUAAUGAAUGUCAAGCUAAUUUCAUCAGUGAGGGGCCCAGAAUUGCUCACUAUGUGGUUUGGUGAAAGUGAAGCCAAUGUUCGAGAAAUUUUUGACAAGGCCAGACAAUCAGCUCCAUGUGUCCUCUUUGAUGAGCUUGAUUCCAUUGCUACUCAGGUCUAUUUUUGUACUUCGCAUCCAUGCAGGCCAGGUUGAAUUAAAUUAUGAGGCUGGGUUGAAAGGAAUUGUAUGAUUUUGUUGCCAAAUCUGUAGAUGAUUUAAGGAGAUAAUGUUACACGAUGUUUUUCCUAUGUCUAAGUUGGUUUUUCCUAGAAAUAUUCUAAAGUAUCAUCAACGCAUGUUGCGUGCACCUGGGAGGCUAAGACAAACUCAUCAAAACAUUGUAUCUCAAGAGAAUAGUGCACCACCAUUUCCAUCAAAGAAGGAUUUUGGACGAUUUUAUCUUAUUUUA
Messenger RNA from Glycine soja, 2721 nucleotides. RefSeq names its product cell division cycle protein 48 homolog. Gene Ontology annotation, cellular component: nucleus; VCP-NPL4-UFD1 AAA ATPase complex; cytosol. The transcript is spliced from 9 exons. Gene Ontology annotation, molecular function: ATP hydrolysis activity; ATP binding; polyubiquitin modification-dependent protein binding. The record is from RefSeq and is a predicted model, not a curated record. Gene Ontology annotation, biological process: retrograde protein transport, ER to cytosol; autophagosome maturation; mitotic spindle disassembly. NCBI's taxonomy places the organism in Eukaryota, Viridiplantae, Streptophyta, Magnoliopsida, Fabales, Fabaceae. The coding region runs from base 1751 to 2335 and encodes 194 amino acids.